Lasiosphaeria miniovina is the source of this 801-nucleotide messenger RNA. RefSeq lists its product as uncharacterized. Bases 1 to 801 code for a protein of 266 amino acids. Lineage: Eukaryota; Fungi; Ascomycota; Sordariomycetes; Sordariales; Lasiosphaeriaceae. The record is from RefSeq and is a predicted model, not a curated record. The transcript has a single exon.
AUGUCCACCUCACUUUCCCCACCAAUUCUAGCGACCUCUUUGCUUCCAGAGGCAUCUCGCGAUCACCAGUCAUCCCAAACAUUAUUAUCCCUUCCCGGCCGCAACAGUGUUAUAUUGCCUGGCCUUACUCUCACGCCGACGCCUAAUUACGGUCUCGCAUUCCCUCAGGCCAAAGGAUGUACGACGACAUUGACAGAAAACAUUGUGAGCCCAUGUUCUUGGGACGAGACUCAAACAGUCUACCCUUCUACGACAACACUUUACAAGCGGGUUGACUGUCACGGAUGUGAUAAUAUUUACGUCAAAAAAGACAUUUAUUUCUGCCCGAACCAAAGGAUAAACCACUCGGAGCGGGUGGCUGCGCCGAGCACGUACUGGAGCACGCUAUGCGGCCUGUCGACGGCCGCAGAUGAGCUAGUUGAGAGGGGCUCGCCUAUGUCCGUGACAGCUGGCGGUCCUCAAGUUUCUGGGAUGUCAAACCCUGGCCCUUCUCCCAUCAUCACAACGCUCCCAACAUCUACAACAGCACCCGAUCUCAAUCCGAGGGAGGCGGAUCGCCGGAGCCCGCAGGUUGACCAGGCAGUCGCGGCAUGCCCGACGACAUACGUGGUGCAGCCGCAGCAGUCGGCAGGGAAGACUCUGACGAGAUAUUCAAGAUACACGACAACUACAUUGUUCUUGAACUGCGGUGGCUGUCCCCUGGUUAUCAGCACAGCACUUGCUGGUUACGGGCCCCCAGGCAUUUUUACGAAGACGACUACACUUCCCGUUGGCACACAGACUGCCUAUGCGUGCCUGUGA